Molecule: messenger RNA, 1299 nt
Organism: Alternaria alternata
Lineage: Eukaryota; Fungi; Ascomycota; Dothideomycetes; Pleosporales; Pleosporaceae
Product: retinol dehydrogenase 12
Exons: 3
Coding region: 198-1220 (340 amino acids)
Source: RefSeq, a predicted model, not a curated record
CGCUCACCGACAAAAUCUAGAGCUUUUCUGGCCAGGCCACGAUUCUACUUUUCUGAGAUCUGGAUAAAGAGGAUAACGCCGGGGUAGUCGACUGCUGCAGGGCUUGCGAAUACGAUGCAGGGCCUUUUCGACCCACAAAUAGAGACACCUCAUUGUUUAGGGCUUAUUGCUGCAACCAAAGUCACUGAUAUUUCAACAUGUCUUCAUGGGACCCAAUCCGCAGCCGCCUCAUUUUCCAAAGUGGCAUAGGCUUCAUAUACCGCCAAUUGUUCAUGCACCCUCCUCCAAUCGCAGCAGACGUCAAACUUGACGGCCAGACAGCCAUAGUCACCGGAUCAAAUACCGGUCUAGGGCUCGAAGCAGCACGGCAGCUUCUCCAGCUAGAUCUCUCUCGGCUGAUACUAGCCGUCCGGUCUCAAGCCAAAGGCGAUGCCGCGGCAGAAACUCUCCGCGAUGAGUUUCCAAUCGCUCAAGUCGAGGUCUGGAUCCUAGACAUGGAAGACUUCGAGUCUGUCUCUGCGUUUGCCAUGAAAGGUCAGACUUUAGGUAGGAUUGACAUUAUCAUCCUCAACGCUGGUGUGCAGAAUAAGGACUGUAUUGUCUCGACCAAGACAGGAAAAGAACAGACUUUCCAAGUCAACUACCUCUCGACAAUCAUGCUAGCUGUGCUUCUCUUACCGACUCUAAGGUCCAAAGGAGGUCUGGGCGGAAAGCCAGCUAGACUUACGGUUGUGACAUCUACCACCGCAUAUUUUGCGGAUUUCAAUCACGAGAAACCAAUUUUGCCGCAGUUUGACGAGAAGUACGAUCCUACGAAGUGGUAUGCCCGCGAGAAGUUGUUGCAAAUGGUUGUUCUGAGAAGACUGGCAACGCUGGUCGACCCGGAUGAGGUGAUUAUCAACACGGUUUGCCCGGGGUUGGUAGGCGAUACGGAGAUCUGGCGCACCAUCAACACAAGUAUUGUUUUGAGAUACAUGUUCUCAGUUUACUUUGCUCUGUUUGGCAGGAGCUUGAAAGAGGGUGCCAGUACAUACGUUCAUGCCGUGGCAGUCGCAGGGCGAGAAAGUCAUGGAGGCUUUUUGAGCGAGUGGGGAGUACGCCCAUAUCCUGUUCUGAUGUAUUCAAAGCGCGGCGAGGAUUUGCAGAAGAAGGUUCUGAGUGAGACCAGGAAUCUUUUGUCAUCCCUGGACGUCUCAGAGGACUUAAUGCAUGAGUUCUAGUCAGAAGAUCGAAAACUUGUGGUGUUCACCGGAGCUUCCGACCGGCAUCGGAACGUUCCGGUACGCGGAAUCCACACCC